AUGGACGGUUGUCUCGGAUUCCAAGAAUUGAAGGCAUUACAGAAGUUAAUUAAUUCGUCGCAGGAUGAUUCAGAUUCUGAAGAUGAUUUACCACAAGCUGGUGCACGGAAACUUGGACCUGGUGAUAUCGGGACUCAAAAUGCGACAUCCGGGAAACACGCCGGGCCGCAUGCACCGCUGAAAGGAAAGACUGAUGAUAUUUGGCAUCCGUCUGAGGUAGACGCCGUACAGAAUUCCGAAACCUAUGAUCCGAGAGAGGUGCCGGAAUACGAGAUGAAAUUUAAGCAGGCAGUGACGGCACAGGAUGUCUUUUUAGGCAUCGGUUUUAAAACACCUGGCACUGCGUCCUGCGAAUGGCUGUCCGUGUCGGUGAAGAUGCCCCACGAGUCGCGGGACAAAGUCGAGCUCACCGUGGAGUCCGAGACGAUCGACGUGCGAAGCCCAAGAUAUCGGCUGCACCUACCGACGCCGCAUCCAGUUGAUCCUAACACCUCGUCCGCCAAGUGGCACACCGACACUAGCACCCUGGAAGUCAGUCUGAAACUAGUGCGUGAGCUGGACGAUGUGAAUUUUUAA
Molecule: messenger RNA, 576 nt
Organism: Dufourea novaeangliae
Lineage: Eukaryota; Metazoa; Arthropoda; Insecta; Hymenoptera; Halictidae
Gene: Dnaaf6
Product: protein PIH1D3
Exons: 4
Coding region: 1-576 (191 amino acids)
Biological process (GO): axonemal dynein complex assembly
Cellular component (GO): cytoplasm
Molecular function (GO): protein-folding chaperone binding; dynein intermediate chain binding
Source: RefSeq, a predicted model, not a curated record